AUGCGUCCCCCUCGCCAGCUGUGCCGGCCAGAACCGGGGCUGACGCUCCAGUCCUUGACAGUGUGCAUUCCGAGAUCUCCUGGCCCCCAACCUAGCCUGCUGUCCCCAGCACCCUCCUGGCUGCAGCUCGCCCAAGGGAAGCACCAUCAAAGCUUGACCUCCUCAUGGAUCCCACCGUGGCUGCAGCUCCUGCCAGGUGUGGAGAGGGACCUCGGGGCACCUGGACCCAGCAAGCCCGGCACCAUCGAGCAGGCGGUGGAGGAGAUCGGCGUGGUGGUGCGGCCGGUGGAGGACGGCGACAUUCAGGGCGUGUGGCUGCUGACCGAGGUUGACCACUGGAACAACGAGAAGGAGCGGCUGGUGCUCAUCACAGACCAGGCACUGCUCAUCUGCAAGUACGACUUCAUCAGCCUUCAGUGCCAGCAGGUGGUCAGGGUCGCCUUAAACGCGGUGGACACCAUCUCCUGCGGAGAGUUCCAGUUUCCCCCCAAAUCGCUCAACAAGCGAGAAGGUUUUGGGAUCCGCAUUCAGUGGGACAAACAGAGCCGCCCUUCCUUCAUAAACAGAUGGAACCCCUGGUCCACCAACAUGCCCUAUGCCACGUUCAUAGAGCACCCCAUGGCUGGUGCGGAUGAGAAGACAGCGUCUCUGUGCCAACUGGAAAGUUUCAAAGCUCUGCUAAUCCAAGCUGUCAAGAAAGCCCAGAAAGAGAAUCCUUUGCCAGGACAAGCCAGUGGCGUGCUGGUCUUGGAUCGUCCCCUCCUCAUCGAGACCUACGUGGGACUCAUGUCCUUCAUUAACAACGAGGCUAAACUGGGCUAUUCCAUGACCAGAGGCAAAAUAGGCUUCUAG
Molecule: messenger RNA, 852 nt
Organism: Puma concolor (puma)
Lineage: Eukaryota; Metazoa; Chordata; Mammalia; Carnivora; Felidae
Source: RefSeq, a predicted model, not a curated record